AUGAUUUUUCAAUCUUUUCUACUAGGUAAUCUAGUAUCCUUAUGCAUGAAGAUAAUCAAUUCGGUCGUUGUGGUCGGACUCUAUUAUGGAUUUCUGACCACAUUCUCCAUAGGGCCCUCUUAUCUCUUCCUUCUCCGAACUCAGGUUAUGGAAGAAGGAGAAGAAGGAAUCGAGAAGAAGGUAUCAGCAACAACUGGUUUUAUUAUGGGACAGCUCAUGAUGUUCAUAUCGAUCUAUUAUACGCCCCUGCAUCUAGCAUUGGGUAGACCUCAUACAAUAACUGUCCUAGCUCUACCCUAUCUUUUGUUUCAUUUCUUCUGGAACAAUCACAAACACUUUUUUGAUUAUGGAUCGACUAGCAGAAAUUCAAUGCGUAAUCUCAGCAUUCAAUGUGUAUUCCUGAAUAAUCUCAUUUUUCAAUUAUUCAACUAUUUCAUUUUACCAAGUUCAAUGUUAGCCCGAUUAGUCAACAUUUAUAUGUUUCGAUGCAACAACAAGAUGCUAUUUGUAACAAGUAGUUUUGUUGGUUGGUUAAUUGGUCACAUUUUAUUCAUGAAAUGGGUUGGAUUGGUAUUAGUCUGGAUACAGCAAAAUCAUUCUAUUAGAUCUAAUAAGUACCUUGUGUCAGAAUUGAGAAAUUCUAUGGCUCGAAUCUUUAGUAUUCUCUUCUUUAUUACCUGUGUCUACUAUUUAGGCAGAAUGCCGUCACCUAUUUUUACUAAGAAACUGAACGAAACUCCAGAAACGAAAGAAAGUGAGGAAGAAACAGAUGUAGAAAUAGAAAAAACUUCCGAAACGAAGGAGACUAAACAGGAAGAAGAGGGAUUCACCGAAGAAGAUCCUUCUCCUUCCCUUUUUUCGGAAGAAAAGAAGGAUCCGGACAAAAUAAAAAUGGAUGAAAUGGGAAAGAUCCGAGUGAAUGGAAAGGACAAAACAAAGGAUGAAUUUCACUUGCACUUAAAAGAAGCAUACUAUAAAAAUAACCCAACUUCUUAUUCUGGGAAUCAAGAUAUUUCGAAGUUCGAAAUACUUAAAGAAGAAAAUAAAAACCUAUUCUGGUUUCAAAAACCCCUUCUUUUUCUUCUUUUCGACUAUAAACGUUGGAAUCGUCCAACGCGAUAUAUAAAAAGCAAUCGGUUUGAAAAUGCGGUAAGAAAUGAAAUGUCACAAUAUUUUUUUUAUACAUGUCAAAAUGAUGGAAAACAAAGAAUUUCUUUUACAUAUCCACCUAGUUUAUCCAUUUUCUGGGAAAUGAUAAAAAGAAAGAUUUCUUUGGCUACAACAGAAAAAUUCUUAUAUGAUGAUGAACUAUACAAUUAUUGGAUUUAUACGAACGAACAAAAAAAAAACAGCUUAAGCAAUGAAUUUGCUAAUAGAAUUACAGUUCUAGACAAAGGACUUUUUUAUAUAGAUGUACUCGAUAAAAAAACUAGAUUAUGCAAUGAUAAAACUAAAAAUAAAAUUGAAUAUUUGCAAAAAAAAGAAAUAAAAUUGAUACAUAAAAAAAAUACCAAAAAAGAUAAGAGGAGAUUCGCCCGCCCCCUACAUAUUUGA
Molecule: messenger RNA, 1554 nt
Organism: Chenopodium quinoa (quinoa)
Lineage: Eukaryota; Viridiplantae; Streptophyta; Magnoliopsida; Caryophyllales; Amaranthaceae
Source: the annotation of a RefSeq genome assembly